This is a messenger RNA of Caenorhabditis briggsae, 1554 nucleotides long. It is a transcript of the gene Cbr-cyn-17, whose product is annotated as Protein CBR-CYN-17. Gene Ontology annotation, biological process: protein peptidyl-prolyl isomerization. NCBI's taxonomy places the organism in Eukaryota, Metazoa, Nematoda, Chromadorea, Rhabditida, Rhabditidae. The transcript is spliced from 10 exons. The record is from RefSeq and is a predicted model, not a curated record. Bases 1 to 1554 code for a protein of 517 amino acids. Gene Ontology annotation, molecular function: peptidyl-prolyl cis-trans isomerase activity.
AUGCCAAAAGCUGGAGCUAAGGAGCCAGUUGGUAGUAACUUCCAGUACAAAAAAACUUGUGCAUCGAUCUACAAGGCAAGACAUGGAGCAUGCCAGCAACUUGGUUUCGGAGUUAUGUGCUUCAACUAUUGUCAUGAAAGAGGAGAGAAGCUGGCUUUCAAGUGCCAAGAUACAUCUGAUACUUCGUAUUGUAAACAAUCUGGAACUUUCGAUACUUUCUUGGCGAAAUAUAGAAAGGAUGGCUACAAAGCAAAGGCCUAUAUUCAUCAGAUGAUCUCUCGUUGUUAUGCCACAACUGUCUGUAAUACUCAAACUGGUAUUCUGAAUUCCACGAUUAUUGAUGAAGAUCCAGAGCCAAUCGAGAAGACAACCAAGGCCAACCGUCUGAAGUUGUUGACUCGCAAGCCUGGAAACGCGUUGUCGUUGAUGAAACUGAAGAUAAAGACAACCACGACAACUCAGACUCCAGAAGAGGUUCCAGAAGAGGAAACAGCUCCAGAAGAGGAAGAGGAAAUCACAACCACUACCAGAAAAACUAAACCAGCCAAGAAAGUAGUGAACAACACCCUCCGUCAAAAGCCAACACCAGCGCCUGAAGUGACAACAACAAAGGCUAACAUUUGGGACAAGUUCACAAUCGGAAACAAAGCAAAGCCAACACCAAAGUACAUUCCAUUUUGGCAGCGAUUGAUGUCAACAACUUCAAAACCGAUUGAAGAUGAAGCCACCGAAGAAACUGAAUUACAAACAGAUGCUCCAGAAGAAGUGGAAGAAGCAUCAACACAAGCAGAAUUGUUGGAAAAAGAAACUGAAGAAAAAACUCCAGAAGAAUCGGAAUCCACUACGAUUCCCGAGGAAGACAUCGUGGAGACAAAAUCCAAGGUGCACAAAACCAACGCUGAAUCAACUGAAGCUCCUAGGCAUACAUUCAAACCAAUUCCAGUCACUGUUCCUCAAACUGGACCAGAACUUUCUCAUCAGAAACCAAAUGAAGACGUGUCUGGACCAGGAUUCUGGAAUCGAUUCCAACCGAAUCGUUGGUUUGAUUCCAUCCACUAUGUGACGAAUACUGGAAAAGUUAUCGUUGAAAUGAAUGGAGUGAUGAAGAAGAAUUUGUCCGAAUUGUUCGUCAAAAUUGCGCGAGGAGACUUUGUGCAUCCAGCUUACGAAAAGAAAAUCGAGUACACUGGGACCGUUUUUCACCACAUCUCAUCUCCAAAAAAUAUGAUAAUGGGUGGUGAUGUGCUUUACGGAAACGGAUGCGGUGGAUGUGCUCCGGUGUGUCGUAAAAUCUUCCAGGAAAGCAACGUCUCCUCAGCUGUACCGAAUACACGUGGAAAAGUGAUUCUCCUCCCAUCGGAUACCAAUCCAUCUGUAUUCUCUUCAUUGUUCUAUAUUCUUCUGGAUCAAUCAGGACCAUCGGUUGUGGAUGGAUGCUCGAUUGGAGACGUGAUUCAAGGAAUCGAGAUCUUGGAGCAGAUUGUGAAAGAUUAUGGAACCGAGAAUGGAAGACCAACAAAAAAGCUGAUCAUUCACAAGUGUGGACAUCUGUGA